Messenger RNA from Penaeus indicus, 8840 nucleotides. Its product is annotated as nuclear mitotic apparatus protein 1-like. The record is from RefSeq and is a predicted model, not a curated record. The transcript has 30 exons. Bases 214 to 8322 code for a protein of 2702 amino acids. Lineage: Eukaryota; Metazoa; Arthropoda; Malacostraca; Decapoda; Penaeidae.
AGAGGACAGGCGGUCGCUCCGUCCUCCUUUUUUUUAGUCUUCCUAUUAAAUGGCUGGAAUUUAGUGGUGUGUGUGGUAUAUGUGAAGUGAAGUGGAUAUUGAGCGACACCCGGACACAAAUGUGGUUUUAAUUAGGUGCUUCUUUUACCCAAAAGAAGACUUUGUAUCUUGUUUUUACUGGUGAUUCAUGGAUGCUGGAGACGACCGUUCAGAAUGGAGGAAAUAACAGCUGAGCAAGUAACGCUAAAAUGUGUAAACUCUCUGGAAUUGUUACCAGAGACUAUAUCAUCCAUUACGCAGCUAGCAGAUGGGAAAUUUUUUGCACAUCUGAUAAAUAUUUUAAAAAAUCUAGAUAUCCAGAACAGUGACCUAGUCAGUAAUAUCCCCAUACUUGAGACUAUUUUAAAAGAGCAUUUUGCUGGACCUGACUUAGUCAACUUUGAAGAUGUGGCUGGAGGUAACAACUUGGAGCUUACAAAGCUCACUCUUCUCCUCAUGUACAUUAUGAUAUUUAUGGAUGCCAAAUUGAGAAGCAAGCUUAUCAGCUCCCCAGUAAUGGAUCAGUCCACACAAAUAAAGUUUAAAUAUCUCAUUGAGUCAAUCCAGAGAAGAGGAUCAGGGAUGAGCUCAAAGUUCCUAAACAUACUCUGUACAGAAAGACUCGAUGGCAAAGUGUCAGCACGUUGCCAGACUCCAGUUUCAAACAGUGCUCCGUGGGGCUCUCCAAAUGUCUAUUCCAGCUCCCCAAAGGCAGCACCAACAUCACCGUUACGAGACUUAGUGCAGAGUCCACCAUUUCGAAUGCAAAAACUUUUAAAUGCCAAAACAAAAGAAGUUAAGCAGUUGCAACAACAAAUACAUGGUUUGGAAAAUGAAAAACAAGAGGCAGAGGUGAACACAGUCUUGUUGCACAAAAAGUUAGCCAAGAUGUCCAGUGACCUCGAAAAGUGUCAGUCUGAAGUGAGAGAACAGAAACAGUACCGAGAUGAGCUGGAAGCAAAGCUGAUGGCAGGAGAAGACCUUGUACAGCAACAGAUGCAUAGGUUAGCAAAAGAGUCUGAGCUUCUAAGAACAGAAAAUGCAUCAUUGCAAGACACAGUUAAUAAAUUACUGGAGUCAAAUGAUGAGUUAUCCACCAAGAAAGAAUCCUUACACAGAAGAUAUAUGCUCGUCACGGCAGAAAGAGAUCGAUUGGAGGAGGAGAUUUCAACACUUUCAAGAGCAGGAUUGGAAAAUCAAAGCAUAAUAGAAUCCCAGUCAACUCUACUAGUAGAUCUUAAAAGUCAACUUGAAGAACUACAACAAUGUCUUUUGGAGAAUAACAGACCUGCCAAUCGUACCAUUGAAGAGUCUUUUGAAGGUGGAUCUCCAAUGAAUUUCUAUGAUGCCCCGUCCCCAGCAAAUGGAAGUGGAUCUGGAGGCAAUGUGUCUGGAGAGAACAUGGCUGAAGCAAUUGUAGAUAAGAUCUUGGGUGAGACUCAGGAGCAAUUAGCCAAACUUCAGACUCAGUAUGCUGCUCUGAAAGAAAAAUUGGGAGAAACCACUUACAGUAGAGACCAACUCCUUGCCCAGGUUGAAGCUCUCACAGGUGAAAAUGAUGCCAUAAAUGUUGAACUUGGGCAAGUUAAGGGGAAUUAUUCUCAGUUGAUGGUUCAGCAUGCAGAGCUUCAAGAGCAAAAUAUUGUAACAUCAUCUCAACUACAGGAAAGCCAAUCCAAAUUCUUGCAAGUAGAGACUGAGAAAGUUGGCCUACAGAAAGAACUUCAGGAAUCACAAGUCUCUGUCCUGACCCUGAAGGAACAACUAAGCCAAAAAAUAAAGGAAUUGGCUGGACGCUGUUCAGAAUUGGAAGAAGUUGAAAGUAAGCUGAAACUGGCCAGCCAGGAACUGGAAUGCACUGCAGCAAGUCUGAAGACGGAGACAGAAGCCAAGUGUACUUUGCAAGAGGAAUUUAACAGAACUGUAUCAAGACUGAAUGAGGAUUUCCAAAUGCAAAAAGUUAACCUGACAGAAGAAUAUGAGAAGAAGGUUGAAGAACUGAAUAACAACCUGUCAAUUAUCAUGGUUGAAUGGGAAACUCUAUCAAAAGAGAAAACUUUGUUAAAACAAGAACUUCAUAACAAAGAAGAAAGCCAUAUAAAUGAAAAGAAUCUGCUUGAGAAAAAGGUUUCUGAGAUGGAGGGCGAGAUUUCAGCCUUGGUGAGUGCCGUGGGUGCAAAAGAAAGUGAGCUAACGGAACAGCUCGCCAACUUCACUAAGCAGAUGGACUCCAUAAAUGCUGAAAAGGUGGUGCAUGAAGGAAAGGUGGCAGAAGUUUGUGCACAAAUAAAUGAAAUGGAAGCACAGCAUGCAGCAACUUUGGAUGUCCUAAAAGCAGAAGCAGAGAAACAGCAAAAUGAAUUUGACAACACUCUCUCUGAAUUACAGGAUAAGAUGAAGGCACUCCACUCAGAGAAGGUACAGAUUUGCAAUGAAAGAGAUGAGCAGGUGGCAGCAGUCAAGUCACUUACUGUGGAGGUUGAGUCAAAGCAAGAAGCUGUUUUUUCAUUGAAAAAAGAAAAGCAAGAAAUGUGUGAAAUGUUUGAACAAGAAAAGACAGCCAUGUCUUCCAUAAUCAAAGCUCAAGAAGAAGCCCUUGAUACCUUGAAGCAGCAAAUAGAAGAAACAUUAGAGGAACAGAAAUGUGAGAAGGCAGGGCUAGAGGGAAGAAUUCAAGAAAAAGAACUUGCUUUUGCCACUGUCAGAGAGGAGCUAGAGAAAACAAUAUUGGCACUCAAAGAUGAAAAGGCAAAGCUUGAGCAGGAUAUUCUAGAGAAAAGUGCUGCUAUCACAGGUCAUGAAAAUCAAUUUGAGGAGUUGGUGAAACAUGCAAAUGAGGAGAAAGCUUUACUACUUGAAAAGAUUCAGGAAAAUGAAACUGCCUUUUCAGCAGCCAAACAAGAAAUGGAGAUGGCUGCUACAUCCUUAAUCAGUGAGAAAGAUGUGGAGCUACAAAAUAAAGAGAAGGCUCUCAUGGAUUUACAGCAAGAAAAGGAACUCAACUUUAUGCUUAUUUCUGAAGAAAAAACAAGGAUGGCUGAAAUUAUCCAAGCAAAAGAAGAAGCUCUUGUUUCCUUGCAGAAACAAAUACAGGAAGAGAAGUUGUCUACAAACAGUAUCAUUCAAGAGAAGGAGGGCUGUAUUAGUUCACUUCAAAAGGAACUUGAAGUGGCUGCUGAAGCCUUUGGCCAAGAAAAGGCAGCUUUAUGUGAAUUGGUCAAGGCAAAGGAAGAGGAGAUGUUAUCAUUGCAGGACCAGGUUAAAGAAAUAGAGGCUAAGAUGAACUGCACGAUUCAGUCAAAAGAAGAAGUUAUAUUGUCUCUGCAGCAAGAAUUGCAACACAGCCUUGAUACCUUUGAAAAGGAAAAAAAUACUAUGCAGGGUGAGAUUAAUGCUAAUCAAGAGGCAUUAACAUUGGCUAAACAGCAGAUGGAAGAGGAAAAAGUGUGCAGCAGUAGAAUUGUUGGGGAAAAGGAGGAAGCUUUAACAUCUAAACAGCAGGAAUUACAGUCUAAUGUUGAGUCCUUUGAAAGAGAAAGAGUGGCUUUGCAAGCAGAAAUUAAAGCUAAGGAAGAGGCUUUAGCACUGACUAGUCAACAGUUACAAGAGGAAAAGAUGUCCAUGGCCAAAAUGAUUGAAGAAAAGGAAGAAGCUCUCAAAUCUAAACAAGAAGAAAUGCAAGAGGCAGUAGAAAGGUACAAUAAAGAUAAAAUGUCCUUAGAUGAAGACCUGAAGUCAAAGGAAGAAGUCAUUUCAUCACUGCAAAAGAAAUUGGAAGAUGAAGCCUCAGCCCACAGUGAAAUGUCACGCAUGAAGGAAGAAGCGCUGUUUUCUUUAGAGCAGAAAAUGCAAGAAGAUUCAGGUGUCUUUGACAACGAAAAGGCAGCCAUGGUUCAAGAACUCCAGAGUAAAGAAAGAAUGCUGAAUCUACUUGAGGAGCAGAAUAGAAAUACUCAAGGAAGAUUGGAAAGUGAGAUGACUGCUCACAUGCAAGCUCUUCAAGAAAAGGAUGCUUGUAUAAGCCACCUCAGGGAGGAUAUGAAAAAGGCAGAAGAGGAACAUCAGUUGCAUAUACAAAAACUGCAGAGUGACCUCACAGAUGCUUCUGCUGCAAGUGACACCCAACAGAAAACAAAUGAUGAGCUGCUAAGAGAAAUUAAUGCCCUGAAAAAUGAUAUCACCACAAAAGAAGCUUUGUUCAAGCAAAAUCUAACAGAAAAACAGGAAGAGACAGUGUCUGAGAUCAUGAUUCUAAAAGAAAGUCUUAGUGAAAAGAGCAAUGCUUUAGAAAAGGUUCAUAAGGAAAUUGAGGAACAACAAAAUAAACACAGUUUAGAGAUUGAGGGAUUGCAAAAGGCACUUAAUGAAAAUGCAGUGAUGAUGACAUCUCUCAGAGAAGAGAAAUCAGAAAUAGAGAGGAAAAUGUUUGAAGAGUUGAGUUCUGUCCAGCUUGUAUUGGAUACAGUCAGGAAGGAGAAGGAGGAAGAAAAGCAAAAUAAUGAGAACCAAAUUUCCUCUCUCAACAGAAUGUUAGAAGACAAGUCUCAAGUUCUAAAGGCUGUGGAAGAAAAACUUGUGCUUUCUCAGUCCCAACAUGAAACUAUGAAGAGUGAUCUUGAGAAGAAUCUCUCUGAGAUCAAGGAAAAUGAGAGUGCUAAGACUGUGGCCAUGAUGUCAGAGUUGGCAGGAAAAUCAGAAGAAGUCUUAUCUCUUAAGCAUGAAUUAGACCAAAUUCAAGAAGAGAAGAGGUUAUUAUUGGAGAAUAUCCAGCAGAAAGAAGAUGCUUAUUCUACAUUAAAGAAUGAAGCAGAUCAAGCGAUGUUGACUCUGAAGAAGGAUAUGGAACAGGAGAUUAAGGACAAGGAUGAACUAUUAACAGUACUGCGAGAAGAGAAAGAAAUUCUGGCUAAAGAGCUUUCCCAAGAAAAAGUGUCUUUGACUGAAAUGAUCAAUGAGAAAGAAAGGAUUGUGUCUACACUGCAACAGCAUACACAAGGUUCUACUGAAAUGCAUGAGAAAUUGACUUUAGAGGUUAAGCAGUUGGAAGAUGGUCUUCUAGAAAAGAAUAAGGCCCUAGGUGAAUUACAAGCACAGAUAGAGGAGGAGCAACAAAAACAUCAAUCGGAAGUCUGCAGUCUCAAGGAAACUGUAUGUGAAAUAACGAAAAAAAUGGAGUCAUCUACUGAAAUGCAAGAGAAAUUGACAUUAGAGGUUAAGCAGUUGGAAGAUGGUCUUCUAGAAAAGAAUAAGGCCCUAGGUGAAUUGCAAGCACAGAUAGAGGAGGAGCAACAAAAACAUCAAUCGGAAGUCUGCAGUCUCAAGGAAACUGUAUGUGAAAUAACGAAAAAAAUGGAGUCAUCUACUGAAAUGCAAGAGAAAUUGACAUUAGAGGUUAAGCAGUUGGAAGAUGGUCUUCUAGAAAAGAAUAAGGCCCUAGGUGAAUUGCAAGCACAGAUAGAGGAGGAGCAACAGAAACAUCAGUCUGAAGUCUCCGGUCUCAAGGAAACUGUAUGUGAAAUAACGAAAAAAAUGGAGUCAUCUACUGAAAUGCAAGAGAAAUUGACAUUAGAGGUUAAGCAGUUGGAAGAUGGUCUCCUAGAAAAGAAUAAGGCUCUAGGUGAAUUACAAGCACAGAUAGAGGAGGAGCAACAGAAACAUCAGUCUGAAGUCUGCAGUCUGAAGGAAACUGUUUGUGAAAUAACGGAAAAAAUGGAGUCCCUCGAAAAAGAAAAAUCAGCUGUGAAGCAGAGUGUUACAGAAGAGCUGGGGUCACUGAAGAUGAGCCUAGAUACCCUUAAGAAGGAAAAAGAGGAACAAGAACAGAAUUACAAAGAACAUGUAGCAUCACUAAAUACAAUGCUCUCAGAAAAAUCUGUUCUUCUCAGGACUCUUCAGCAAGAAUUGGAGCAGACCAGCUCAACUUAUGAGUUGCUAAAGGGUAAGAUGGAGAAGGAAAUCUUGGAACUGAAGGAAAAGGAAAGCUUGAGAGUUGCUGAACUGAAAUCACAGUCAGAUGAGAAUUCCAAGAGGAUGCUAGUCAUGAAGCAGGAGAUGGAACUUGUCCGCUCAGCUAGUGAAGAGCAAAAGAAUAAGGAGAAAGAAGAAGUUGAAUUACGUGAGAAGGUUGCCAGGGAUGCUGCUGUCUCUGAAUUAGAAAUUAAGAUUAAAACCUUGGAGGAUGAAAAGAUAGCAAAGGCCAAAGAACAAGAAAAGUUUGAAGAGCAGAUGAGGACAAGACUUGCCUUGCUUGAGAAGGAAGUGAAGACCAAAGAAUCCACUCUCGACUUACAAACCCAGGAGAUUGAAAAAGCCAAAGAAAAAGUGGAGAAACACAAAGCCCAUGUUUUAUCUUUGGAAGCAAAGUUGAUUGAUAAGGAACAGGAAGUCACUGCAGCAAAGGAGGAGGUUAUGAGAAUUGAACGUGAAAGUAACAGGUCAACUCAGAGCUUAACAGAAGAACUACAGGCUGUUAAGGAUAAUUCUCGGGCAGAGAGACAAUCUGUUGUUCAGAAGAUGAAAGCUUCGUACAAGACUGAGGUUGAAAAGCUCAUGGUACAAAUUGAGGUGCAAGAGAAGGUGUUGAAAGAGAAGCAGAUCUUACACCAUAAGUAUGAACAAGCAAAGAAGAAGCUGUCAGAGGUCAUGACAGAGCUCAAUGAAAACAAAAAGUCAGAAGAAUACUAUCAGAAACAGAUGACAAAGUACAAGGAUCAUGUCAACAAACUCAACGAGAGUCUUCAGAAUGAGAGGAAGAAACAGGCAGAUCUUGUCGAGAGAAUACAAGAACUGGAAGAACAGAAGUUACCAAUAAAGGAGAAACUGCAUGAGUCUGAGUUAACAAUAAAGCGACUUGGCAAUGAAAACCGAACUCUUGAGGCCCAAGUAAAACUGGCAGACUCCAAAAUGAGAACAAUGCAGAAACAGUGGGAGAGAGAGAGCUUUGGGUUUCCUAGCACAUUGAGAAAGGCUGCUUUGUCUGAGACUCAGCUCAGUGAAAUUAAGAUGCCAAGACCUUCAUCAUCUUCCACUGAAGAGGAAAGCUUCAAUGAUUCAGAUCUUGCACUUAUACGAAAAUCAACGAAAAAUCGUCCCAAAGAAAUGACAAGAGCUGUCUCAUCAGAUGUGGUAUUCAGGAAACCUACUCGCCAAAACACAGCGAUUGAGAAGCAGCCAAAGAGUAGUGUAGAUAUUGCCAACCUAGCUGUGGCUGCAACAGGAAAGAAAAAGAUCACUCCAUCGCUUGAGAAAGUAGUGUCAGACAAGUCACUGGGGCAUUCGGUACCAAGGGACAUGCUCUUCAACUGCGAGGAUGAAGAAGAACUUUUCAGCAACAAAUAUCUUAUUGACAUGCAGGUUGGUCGGUGCAACACUCUUGAUGACCCCCACUGGAAAAGAUUAUCUGAACUUCAGAGGAGAAAUUCCCUUUAUCCACCCCAUAUGCGGUCUGCUUAUCCUGCUGAAAUGCAGUUCAGACCACUUCAGGACUUUGAUGAUGACAAAUUAAGGGCUGGCAAUGCUGUAGAAGAUAGACAGCUGUUGAACCUGACACAGGCUACUGAGAACCUAGGUCUUGAUUCUCCGGCCUUCAACCUCCGAAAACGGAAGUCUUUGUCAGAUUCUACACACUCAGAAACAUCUUUAGACUCUUCUGGGGGAAAGCGUUCUAAAAGAUUAUCUACAUCCUACUCAAGACCAGGACCACCAACUCCUGGGAGAAAGAGUUUGAGUCGAGCGGACAAAGAAAAUCGAGCUGAGAACACUUCCACCCUCUCUGUAGGAAGUCGGGGGAGCAAGAUGAGCCCCAAGUCCACCUAUCCAGAAGGUUCUCCCGUUUCCACACGAUCCAGAAGAAGGACUAAUGCCCGCUCCACCCUGUCACCUGGCUCCAGUUCCACUGCAUCUGCCCGAACCCCAGGUGCCAGGUCCAACCAUUCAGGGAGGUCUCCAGCCAAUGUCUCUGUCCUAAGUAAAAAGGGCAUGACACCAAGAGGGAAGAGAGGUUUGACACCCUCAUCACUACGUAAAAUCCUCUCUAAGGGGAAGUCACAAUGGAGGAAAUUGGAAGAUGAGGCAGAGACACCCAGGGGACUUGGGGACAGCACAGGAUCAAAUGGCAGCUCAAAGUUAAGGAUUUUCCGUAGGCCCUUCGGUUCCAGAAAUUACAAUGUUCUCUCUGCAUCCCUAAGGUCUCAGGAAAACCCCCUCGACCUGAACGACUCAUUAACCGUAUCAACCGGGCGAUCAGGCCUAACUGUUGAUUGCAAGUCAAGAGGGAAGAAAUAGAGGAUUUUUAUAAUGAUAAGAUAGAGUGUAUUUCUUUUAAUAUCUGUAUAAAUUAGAAAGGCUUUUUUCUAAAGAUUUUAUUUGUUUUUAGUGUUUCAUCGCACUGUAAAGUUUGACACUACAGGAUGGCUAAAUACUUUUAUAUAUUUCUUUAGUUGUAUGAACAACACCAUCUGCUAAGAACUUUACAGUUUUCAUAACUUGAGUAUGUCUUUUAUAUGGCUACAUUAUUAUUAUUCUUUUGUGAGAGGUACAAACCUGUUUAUAUGAAGCUUUACAAACUAACGUUAAGAAGUGAAUUAUAUUUAAAGAUUGUCAGCAGAACAUGUAUGAUGUCAGGUGAUAUGUACUCUCCUGUCUGCUGCACAUUGUUACACUUGUUGACUCUAUAAUUUUUCAUGUUGGUUGCUUUUUUUCUCAAGUAACUAAGUAACAAAUUAUCUUCCAUGUCUAUCCCUUUAUACACUACAACACAUGCAUAAAUCGAUUUGUAAAAAUAAUAAAAAAAGUGCUGUAUA